CAGCUAUUGUGUUCCAGAACAAUUAUUAGCUAGUAUAAGGAAGAUUGCCGUGCAUGGCGACCCCUCUCCAGCUAUUGUAGAGUGUAUUCAGACAAUUGAGACAAUAGUAGAGCAUCAGUUCCCAACGACGACUCAUCUGCUGAUCCUUUUCUAAUCCAGUUUCCGAAUCCCUCAUUCUCCCUCAGAUUGACUUCUGUACACCGAGUCUUGACAUCCAUUCUCCUCUCCUCUUCUCUCCUCCCAACCAUGGCCAAGCGCAAAGCCACUGCCCCUCCUGCGCGCGCUGGUCGCCGCAGCAAGCGCUCCAAGACCACCAACUGCACGCCCGAGUUCAUCUGGAAGCCGCGGGACUGGGCUGAGAAGAAAGCCAUCAGCAACCGGGUAUCUGUCCUGGCGAGCAAGACCAACCGCGGGCGGUUGGUCGUCAAGAAAGUUAUGCGGGUGACGCCCAACUCCGCCAACGACCCGCGACCGCUCGAGAUCCGCGCUGUUUCGCAGCUGCCGGACUGCAACCGGGUCGUGAAGCCCAUCUUCUUUUCGCCUGCGGAUCCCGAUGCCGCCCAAGGCACAGCAAUCUUCGAGCACCUUCCGCUCGGUGACCUCAUGGCGUGGAAAGCGGCGUGCUUCGACCAGAAGAACCUCAAGCCAGUGCCAGAGUCCUUCAUCUGGCGAUUCUUCUUGGGACCAAGGCGUGAGGAGCGACAUUGCAUGAUCCACCGAGACAUCAAGCCCAACAACAUUCUAGUCGUCGACAACGGCACGACGUAUCCGUCGUUCAAGCUGGCAGACUUCGGCUGUGCGCUGUUGUACCAGCGGCAGAAGGCCAGCCGUCCUGCGCGCUGUGGGACGUUCGAGUGGCAGCCGCCGGAGAACCCAGUCAUCAAUACAAGAGCUGCCGACAUCUGGGCUCUAGGUGCGAGCACCCACUUUCUGGCGACGGGCCAGGGGCCACUACAGAGCAUUGCCCAAUACACCAUCGCGCGAUGGAACGAGAACAACGGUCAUCCAGCGUCGGCACAGAACUACAAUCCUCCGGCGCGCUACUAUGCCACCCGCGUUCCGCGAGAAGUCACGCCCAUCAACCUGUCCACGACACAGCAGAUCGCUCGCGGUAUCGCGCCGUACAUCAACCCAAACAGAGCCGACUACAACCACCAAUACAGCGACGAGCUCAACGGCUGGAUGUCCCAAUGCCUGAGAGCGACUCCCGGCAGGCGACCGACGGUGCAGAGACUGUUGAAUAGCAUGACUCCGAUGGCUAAAGAUCUGCUGAAGCAGAUCGGCGGCCAAGCAGCGCUUACGGACCUCGAUUUCGACAGUGGACCUUGA
Messenger RNA from Trematosphaeria pertusa, 1329 nucleotides. RefSeq names its product kinase-like protein. Gene Ontology annotation, biological process: protein phosphorylation. Gene Ontology annotation, cellular component: cytoplasm. The record is from RefSeq and is a predicted model, not a curated record. Lineage: Eukaryota; Fungi; Ascomycota; Dothideomycetes; Pleosporales; Trematosphaeriaceae. Gene Ontology annotation, molecular function: protein serine/threonine kinase activity; ATP binding. The transcript has 2 exons. The coding region runs from base 247 to 1329 and encodes 360 amino acids.